Messenger RNA from Rhagoletis zephyria (snowberry fruit fly), 1416 nucleotides. RefSeq lists its product as uncharacterized. The record is from RefSeq and is a predicted model, not a curated record. Gene Ontology annotation, biological process: synapse organization. NCBI's taxonomy places the organism in Eukaryota, Metazoa, Arthropoda, Insecta, Diptera, Tephritidae. Gene Ontology annotation, cellular component: neuron projection membrane.
UACCAACGGCCAGCAUAUUGGGUGGACCUGAUUUGUAUGUGGACAGAGGAAGUACAAUUAAUCUGACAUGUGUAAUAAAAUUCAGCCCUGAACCACCGACACACAUUUUUUGGUAUCAUCAAGAUAAGGUACUUUCAGAGGAAACUUCGGGUGGUCGUUUGAAAUUCAAAAUGAUUAAAUCCGAAGAAACCAAAUCAAUAUUACUCAUCAGCGAUGCUGAUCUACUUGAUUCUGGCAAAUAUUCCUGCUACCCAUCGAACACGGAGAUAGCGAGUAUACGCGUUCACGUGCUACAAGGUGAGCGACCAGAAGCGAUGCAAACGAAUUCUGCACCCACAUCGCGACAUAGCGCUGCCGCCCAGCCAACCAAACUAAUCAGCGCGGUAGUCGGUGCAUUCGUUUUAUUACAAAUAUUAACAUUUUGUUGCAACAAUACAGGCAACGUAGCGAACAUAAGAUUUACGAGCAAAGUAAAAACAGCCUCCAUAGGAUGGCAGCUUGCAACAGCCAAAGCAAUUGUAAAACACACCCCACCCAGCAGCACGCAACCACAGCCGCAGUUACAGCGACAACCACAGCAACAGCCACAGCAGCAAGUGCAGCAGCCAUAUCAAACGUUCGGUCAUAGAGUUGCCACAUUGCUUGCCAUAGGCCUUGUUGCACUGCACCAAUGACACCACUGUUGACAGUAAACUUGCGCUCUCAAGCGAACACCGAAUACAAGAUGAUGCAGCCGAGGAUGUUACUCAACAGCAUCACCACCAACAGUUCCACCAGCGUCAGCAGCCAUUGCUGACUCAACAAACUGUUUUGUACUGUGAUGUUGCUCUCAAAGCAUGGUCGACUGCGCGGUGAUAAACUAGUUAAUCAGCAAUAGGGCGAGCGCGGUUACAACCUAGUGAUGUUGGAGUGAGGACGGUUGAGCGGUUACAUCAACAUACAUAACUGUUGAACAAACGGCAGCGGAGGUGAUUGCAGUUGUGCGCGAUUUGCCUGUGACUCGCUCGGUUGUAAUGCUGACUGUAUGGGCAAAUGCCCAUCCCCAAGAACACUGCACAUUUCAAGUGGGGAAAUUUAUAAAACUUGGCGCGGCUAAUUACAAAGUAUACGCGUACAUUUUUAUAUACAUAUGCAUGUAAAAUACAUACGAACAGGUGUGUGUAUGUACAUACUUACCUAAGUUAGUUAUGCAUAAGCAAAGUAAUGAGAAGUCAUAUACAGACUGGGAUGCCAGUGAAUAAAUUUAACCGGAUGGUUAGUGUGUAAAGCGAAUACUUGAUUAGAUAAACUAAAAGUUAUACUUAACACGUAUGUAAUAAGAAAUUUAAAUAUUUUAAAUAAGAUGUAAUACUCGUUAUGUAUAAACAAACAUGUAAUAUAUGUAUACAAAAUUUAUAAAAUGGCACAAAAAAAAAC